Leptinotarsa decemlineata (Colorado potato beetle) is the source of this 3735-nucleotide messenger RNA. It is a transcript of the gene trio, whose product is annotated as trio Rho guanine nucleotide exchange factor. Gene Ontology annotation, molecular function: protein kinase activity; protein binding; ATP binding. Gene Ontology annotation, biological process: axon guidance; protein phosphorylation; intracellular signal transduction. Lineage: Eukaryota; Metazoa; Arthropoda; Insecta; Coleoptera; Chrysomelidae. Gene Ontology annotation, cellular component: plasma membrane; extrinsic component of membrane; cytoplasm. The record is from RefSeq and is a predicted model, not a curated record.
CGCGGCUCGUUGUGUGUAUGUGUUGUCCCUUGACGGAUUUAUAGAGUUGGCCGUGGCGGAUAACGUAGAUUAGCGAUUGUUUUGUUUAUUAUCUUUAUUCGAGUGCGGGUGUCAAGACGAAAGACCGUCACAAGCAGUGCGACCCGUCUCGCCGAACUACUUUGAAGUGUGAGGUGAAGGAGGAUGUAAACGGUGCCUUCUUCAAUUGUCGUGUCGGCUAGAUUAUAGACUAGGAGCUAGCUUGGUGGUGCCGUGUCGAUGCUCAUUUGGAAUACUCCACAUUCCCAAUCAAGCCUAGAGACCGUUACCAACGAUACUUCUGCGUCGGCCAACAUUUCGUCACCUGUAAAUAAAAGGAGGGGAUUCAGCGGACGGAAAUGGCUGCCGCCCCCGCUAAGGAAAUUGUCACAGGGUAAGGUCGAUAAGGCGCAGACGGCCCCUUCGACGCCGCCACUGAAGAAGACGGGAUCCGAUAAGAGGAUCAAGGCGCCAUCAGAAAUGGGCAACAAACCGUCGGUAUCCGAGGGCGAAGAAGAAGACGAUCGACCGCCGCCCUCUCUGAAGGGGGCUAAGUCGCUUGGCGCCGAAAUCGCGAAUGGCGGCGGAGCCGCAGGCGAGGAGGCGGACGAGGAACUGGAACUACCGCCGCCGAUGAAGCCAAUCCAGGAACCGAUACUUGUCACACCGCCGCCCCCGUCGAUGCAUGCUGGCAGCGGGUCGGCUAAUUCAGAAGAGAAUCCUUGCAAAAGGGUGUCUGAUCUAACAUUAAAAUCACUAGAAGGUGCCACGUCUGCCGACUUGGCAGAGAUUGAGCAGUUGGUGAAGGAGAGAAUGGAGCAACAUUCCGAGAUCCAGGAACGCAAUUCUCUGAUGCGCGACGCCAAGUCCGAAACGGCCAUUUCGGAGUACGGAGAUUCCUCCUCGGUGGGCGGCCACCUGGACCUAGGGCACCGCUUCUCCAACGAGGCGUCGGCGUUAAGCGGCGACGAGGGCGACAAGCCGUCCGAGGAUGGCGUCGACGGCAAGAAGACGGAAAUAUUGCUGAAGAAGAGGGCGUACGUGCUGCGGGAGCUGAUCGAUACCGAGGAGGCGUACGUCAGGGACCUGUCGCUGAUCGUCGACGGGUACAUCGCCGCGAUGAAGGACCCCGAGUGCGAGGUACCGAUGCCGGAGGACCUGCGCGACGGCAAGGACAAGCUUGUCUUCGGGAAUAUCGAGGUCAUAUACGAUUGGCACAAGGACUUCUUUCUCAAAUCCCUGAAACAAGCCGUCGAAAAUCCCAUCGAGCUCGCAACGCUCUUCAAACGCUACGAACGGAAACUCCAAAUGUACGUCAUCUACUGCAAGAAUAAACAUGUUUCCGAAUAUAUCGUCUCGGAGUACCUGGACACCUAUUUCGAGGAGCUGCGCGUCAAGCUCGGCCACAAGUUGCAGCUGUGCGAUCUGCUAAUCAAGCCCGUCCAGAGGAUCAUGAAAUAUCAGCUGAUGCUCAAGGACAUCUUGAAGUAUACGGAAAGGGCGGGGAUAGUGUCGGAAAUCGAACCGAUGAGAGCCGCUUACAACAUUAUGGUGGUAGUGCCCAAGACGGCAAACGAUAUGAUGGAUGUGGGAAGGUUGCAGGGAUUCGAGGGUAAAAUAACCGCCCAAGGCAAGCUUCUGUACCACGGACUGCUGACGGUGUCCGAUUUGCCCGGAAUGAACCCCUUGGUGGGGAAAAACAAGGACCUCCAAGUGUUCUUCUUCGAACAGAGCGUAAUAUUCUCGGAAGUGACGGGAAAAAAGACUCAGUUUACUAGUCCGCAAUAUAUUUAUAAGUCCCACAUACAAGUAAACAAACUCUCCCUGAAAAUGCGCGAAGAUUGCUUCAUACUAGAAUCGACGGAUCCGAACCGCUGCGUGGGUUUCACGUGUCAAGCCGCUUCCGAAGAGUUGCACAAGCAAUGGCUGACGACGAUCCACGAUACCCUGCAGAAGCAGCGCGACUUCCUGAUCGCCAUCCAGAGUCCCAUAGCUUACCAGAAGGAGUUGACGAAAGAAGCGUGAGUAUAUGCAUACACAACAGUUUGCCUGUUUUGGAUAUGGGAGUUCGAAACUAACUCUGGUUGUGAUCUUAUUCUGUUGGCGGUCUGAUACGGUCGGGGUGUUGUCGAGAAUGGUCCAGGUUACCGAUAUUAUUUUUUGUAUCGUUUUCAAUCAGUUUUUAUUACUCAAUUGGAUUAGACAGGUGAUUUUGGAAUCUAGAACUUUCCAGAAUUGAUAUGCUGAAUUUAUGUUUGGGAAUCCUAAAGUUAUAUUGAGUUGAUACAACCUAGUUUUUAGUCCAGAAAAAUACUUUGUUACUAUCAUAAAGACUCUCGUUUCUACUGUAGACUAAAUUAAACUAAAAGUUUCGUCAGUAUUUUCAAUUAAACGAAGUUUCAAUUUGGUCGUUGCUUGUGGCAACGUUCUCCAAUACACAUCAUAACGUUCCUGCGGUGUUAUUCUGCUAAUUUUGUAAGUCUUAUGAAAUCCGUUAUUUGGAGUACACAGAUUCGUAGAUUUGUAAAAAAAAUAAAACAGAAACUCCUGAACUUAUAUAUAAAAUGUCAAUCAUAGAGAAAUAACUAUCAUCUUGCUGUUGAAACUUUCUAGAAAGAACUGGGACUCAGUUUCUUUACUCAACUGUUGGGUUAUAUCAGCUGAAUGUGAUAUUAGAUAUUUUAGUUCGGGAUCACAAUCACUUUUCUGCAUAUUUAUGGAGCAAGUCUAGGUCCACAAUGUAACAUGAAAUAACUCAAUCAACUUUAAUUCUCACAAAAGCAAGCAGUUGCUUGGAGCAGUUCCUUUCCUUAUGAUUAAUUUAUUUUCUGACCGAAAAUUCUCGCACAACUCCCCGAAAAUUGUAAAAUAAAUGAGAGAAAACUCCCGACGCGUACAUUGAAGUGUUGACGGAAACUUUUGAGGUGAACGGGACAGACGAUUAGUUUUAAAAUUGAGACGUUUGUUUUCAUUUUCUCCGUGAAUCUGAAACCGUUUGAGCAACGGACGGGAUAUGUAUUUAUGUGUAAAAAUGUUUUAACAGAUUUUCCGCCGGCGCUGCGAACCAGUCGGUUCGAUUCCGGCAAAGUUUUAUUGUGUACCAUACCACCUAUGAAUCUUGCAAAUUUUCGCAAAAUACAAAAACUCUAAUGCUCUGCCUGUCGAGAGAAAAUGGCGAGAGAACUUGAUGGUUUACUACUGGAAUCGAGGUGAUACUAGCCGAUAUAGUUUUGAAACUUUUGAAAUUUCACUUCUAAGACUUUCAAGUCAAAAACAGUCGUUUCAAGUGUUAAUUGGAUUACAGCUGUGUACUUUGAAUUUUUUUUUAAUUCCUUGUUGGUUUUAAGAUUCGAUUGCCAAACUGAAACCAUGGAAUACCUUUACAGAUGAGACACUCAACAUGGAUCAGGAACCAUGUUUUUUUACAGAUGACAAUCCUAAUGGCGAUGAUAUCAAUCUAAAAAUUUGGAUGUCAAUGAUCGCUAAUCAAUUUUUUACUCAGUUUGGUUAAAAUUUCGGUCGUCAUCGGUCAUCUGUAAUGAAAUUUCUGCUGAAACUGAUCUUAUACACCUUCAACACAGAAUGGAUAUUGAUAAUAAUGGAAUCCGUUGGGCAGCAAAAACACCCACAUCAAUGCCGCAGAGAUCGCUUUACUCCCGAGGAGUCACCCUUCAACAACAUUGAAGACCUGGACUUAUUAAAGCAUGUGAUCUUUGC